Centruroides sculpturatus (bark scorpion) is the source of this 648-nucleotide messenger RNA. RefSeq names its product ATP-binding cassette sub-family A member 3-like. Gene Ontology annotation, molecular function: ABC-type transporter activity; lipid carrier activity; ATP hydrolysis activity. NCBI's taxonomy places the organism in Eukaryota, Metazoa, Arthropoda, Arachnida, Scorpiones, Buthidae. Gene Ontology annotation, biological process: transmembrane transport; lipid transport. Gene Ontology annotation, cellular component: intracellular membrane-bounded organelle; membrane. The record is from RefSeq and is a predicted model, not a curated record. The annotation marks the transcript as partial. The transcript has 4 exons.
GGAUAUUUAAACCUACCUCUGGAACAGUCUUAAUUAAUGGGAAAAGUAUUGUAACAGAAACAUCAGAAGCUCGAAAAAAUCUUGGACUUUGUCCUCAGUUUAAUAUAUUUUGCAGCUCUCUCAAUGUAGAAGAAAAUUUGAAAUUUUUUGCAGGUCUUAGGAAUACAACAGAUGUAAAAUCAAAUAUAAAUGAAAUAUUAGAUCUUCUUCAGUUGCAAGAAGUGAGAAAUGUUACAAUAGAAAAUCUGUCGGAUGGAAUGAAGCGUAAAUUAUCUAUUGCUAUUGCAGUUGUUGGAGGUUCAAAGUUAUUAGUAUUAGACGAACCAACUUCUGGAAUGGAUCCACAGUCUAGACGGGUAAUUUGGGAGACAAUUUUGAAGUUGCGUAAAGGACGUACCAUACUUUUAACCACUCAUCAUAUGGAAGAAGCCGAUGCACUUGGUGAUCGCAUAGCAAUUAUGACAGAAGGAUCUAUUAAAUGUUUUGGAUCCUCUGUAUUUUUAAAAAAAAAAUUUGGAACUGGCUAUCAUCUUCAUGUUACAAAAUCUGAUAUUUGUCAGAUUGAUGAGAUUACUAAAAGAAUUAAAAUUCAUAUACCAGAGGCAAAUAUGGUCAGCAAUUUUAAUCAGGAAUUGAUUUAUUCUCUCU